Molecule: messenger RNA, 255 nt
Organism: Hymenoscyphus albidus
Lineage: Eukaryota; Fungi; Ascomycota; Leotiomycetes; Helotiales; Helotiaceae
Source: the annotation of a GenBank genome assembly
AUGAGAGUCCACGGCGGGUUGCCUCCGCGAAAGACGUUCCUCGGCCGUGCUGUUUCCGCAUUAGGAGACAGCUCCAGCUCUGAAGCUGCGUCAGGCCAGGAGGAGGAGCACAUUUUGAAAGCAGAAGCCAGCAACGAUCUCACUUCCCAGUUGCUUGCAUUGGCACCUCUCCGUACUGAUCCCGGCCACACAGCAAAGCACAGCACAGCACAGCGCGUUAGAUGCUUAACUGCGCGCGCCAGGAUGAAUGGAUGA